Molecule: messenger RNA, 2936 nt
Organism: Pangasianodon hypophthalmus (striped catfish)
Lineage: Eukaryota; Metazoa; Chordata; Actinopteri; Siluriformes; Pangasiidae
Gene: lpcat2
Product: lysophosphatidylcholine acyltransferase 2
Exons: 14
Coding region: 39-1724 (561 amino acids)
Cellular component (GO): endoplasmic reticulum
Molecular function (GO): calcium ion binding; 1-acylglycerophosphocholine O-acyltransferase activity
Source: RefSeq, a predicted model, not a curated record
GAGGAAGUACGCGGGCAGAAAGGUUGCAUAGUUGUUGCAUGCUGUGCGAAGCUCCUGAUAUUGAGGAGGAAGUGCAGUGCAGUGCCUGUGCAUCUCUUACUGAGCCAUACAGAUGUGUCGGCGCACUGGAUCAUGCGCUUAACCUGAAGAUGCCUCCUAAAAGAGUGUUUCCCAGGCAGGAGUCCCUCCUGCUCCCUGCCGUCAUCAAUCCCUUCCGCCUGGACUUUAAACUGACCAAACGCGACAAAAUCAAAUGUUUUCUUCUGGGAAUCAUCCUCGUGCCACUGCGCUCUGUCUUCCUCUUCCUGGUUCUUAUGGUAGCAUGGCUUGUUUCUACCCUAAUCACAUUCAACCGUCCUCUCAAAGGAGAGCUGGAACCUUUCACAGGCUGGAGGAGCUUUAUGUGUCAUAGAGUGAUGGUGGUUCUGGGCCGGCUGUGUUUCUUUAUGAUGGGCUUUCGCGUCAUAGUCAAGGGGAAACAGGUAACCAGCACCGAGGCUCCGAUUCUUGCUGUGGCUCCUCAUUCUUCGUUCUUUGACUCUAUCACCUGCAUUGUGUCAGGCAUGCCAUCUGUUGUAUCCCGCACUGAGAAUCUACUUCCUCCCAUGUUCGGCCGAUUUCUGCGCUGCCUGCAGCCUGUCGUCGUCUCAAGGGAAGACCCAGACUCACGCAAAAACACAAUCACGGACAUCAACAACCGGGCCAGAUCUGAAGGCCGCUGGCCACAGUUGCUGAUUUUCCCAGAAGGAACAUGCACAAACAGAUCCUGUCUCAUUACUUUCAAACAAGGUGCUUUCUUACCAGGGGUCCCUGUUCAGCCAGUGCUUAUCAGAUACCCCAAUAAACUGGACACAGUAACAUGGACAUGGCAAGGCCCUUCAUUUCGGACCCUGGUUCUCUUCACCCUGUGUCAGCUCUAUACAACGGUGGAAAUUGAGUUCCUUCCUCCAUAUAUUCCCAAUGAAGAAGAGAAAAAUAACCCCAUAAAAUUUGCACAGUCUCUGAGGAGUCAAAUGGCAGCGGCUCUGGGCGUGCCCAUAACUGAUCAUACUUUUGAGGACUGUCGGCUGAUGAUCUCAGCAGGGCAGCUGACUCUGCCCAUGGAGGCGGGGCUAGUGGAGUUCACCAAGAUUAGCAGAAAGCUUAAUCUGAAAUGGAACAACAUGCAGAAGGAGCUGGAGAAUUUUGCUGCCAUCGCCCAGUCGUGCAAAGGAGGUCGAAUCAGGAUCGAGGAGUUCGCUAGUUUUCUCAAACUGCCCAUCAGCCCUGUGCUUCAGGAGCUCUUUGCUCUUUUUGACAGGGACGGGGAUGGCACCAUUGAUUUUAGAGAAUAUGUCAUCGGUAUGACAGUGUUGUGUCGACCAGCGAACACAGAUGAAGUGAUCCAGACAGCAUUUAAGCUUUUUGAUGUAGAUGAGGACAAGAGCAUAACUCGAGAUGAGUUUGCUAGCCUGCUGCGCUCCACUCUCGGUGUCUGCGAUCUCGAUGUCACUAAACUCUUCAAUGAAAUCGAUAUCGAUGGUUCAGGUCAUAUCACAUAUGAUGAGUUUCUCUCCUUUGCUUACACACACCCCGAGUACGCUAAACUCUUCACAACAUACAUUGAGCUCCAGCGCUACCAGUGCCUCCUGGGAGAAGGACCAAUCUCGCACCUCACUUCCUCAUCUACGAUUCCCCCCACUGAGCAGCAGGAAGAGUGUAAUUUGGACAAAAAAGAUGACUAAGUGCCUUAUAUCAAGAGUAAAGCCAUAUCAAUUACAUUGUGAGGCAAACAGAAAAGCAGAUUUCUGCUGCUUUUUUCCUUGAUUUGAAACACAGCUAUUGCUCUGGGUAAAAUCCUGUGACUCUCAUAUGCCUCAGCAGCAUCCAGAGCAAAUACAAUGGAUUUGCAAUAAAUCAUUAAAUAUAUGCACAUUUCCCCCCAGUUUUAGAUGAUGUUACUACCUGCUUAAAUUUUAUUAAAUGCAUGCAAAGACUGAUGUGUUACUGCAUUUUGCCACUGUGAUUAUAACACUGUGACUUUUCGUGAUCCAGAGAUGCACAACUAUUUCUUAUUACACAAAGAAAACAAUAAUACUACAAAGUUUGCAACUUAAAAAAAUGUCCUUUGAACACUGCAAAGCCAGCUAAUGCAUGAUCAUUGUUUAAGUUUACAGUCAAGUGCAAAUGUCUGCAUACCCAUAGGGCAAAAUGAAGACAUUGUAUCCACAGUAACAAGACAUUUAGUUUGUUAUGUUUCACAGGUAACAAAAAUGGUCAGUUGAUGUAGUUGAAUAUAUUAACAGCGAAUAAUAUUAAAUUAGUAUUAUUUCAAUGUGAUAUAGUUUUUUUUUACUCGUAUGCUCACCCUUUGCAGCUAUACAAGUCUCCAACCUCUUAUUAUUAUCUGUUCUAACUCCUCCUUUUGGACUCAGUUAUAAAGAUUAACCCAUGAAACUCCAAGGACCUGUCAGUGGGUUCAGACCUACAUUCCUUACUCUUGUAACUACACACAUUUCCUAUAAGUUUCACUGCAGUUAUGAAUAAUUCAUUGAUACUAAAUAAUAUGCAUUAAAGUGAAUAACUGAGAAAUUAACUAUGUUUUUGAAGGUUAAACUGCAAUUGACAGCAAUUUUUAUCACUGAAUGAUGAGUCCUUUUUGAAAAGAGCCAGCAGUUAGUUGAGCUCUGGCCCGAGAGUGUAUCAAAAUCCCCAUGUGUUCUACCUGAUGCCUGUUUUUCCCUACGUCCCUCUCUCUUUCUCACUGCUUAGGGGCCUUGGUGUGGAAACAUUGUAUUUGCAUUCAUAUUAAAGAGUUAACAUUCUCCAUUCUCUCUUAAUCUCAUCCCCAGUGGUUAAAAAUAGGCCAGUUUAUAAGAUUGUGACUGUUACUGGUUACAGACUGUCUUUUUUUAAGCACUCUGCUUAUUUUACAAUAAAACUACAUCAAUUUUAAA